AUGAAAUUCUGGAGACUGGAAGUAGUGGAAGAAGUGAAGAGGCAGCUAUGGUUAGCAGUGCCUCUCUUCUCUGUUGGAAUUUUACAGUACAUUCUCCAAACCAUCUCUGUCAUGUUUGUUGGCCAUCUUGGGACACUCCCUCUUUCUGGUGCUUCCAUGGCCACUUCCUUUGCAUCAGUUACUGGCUUCAACUUACUGAUGGGUUUGGCGACUGCAUUGGACACAUUUUGUGGUCAAUCAAAUGGGGCAGGACAGUACCAUAUGCUUGGGAUACACAUGCAACGAUCAAUGGUUGUUGUUUUAAUAAUGAGUGUGUUCCUAGCCAUAAUAUGGGCAAACACAGAACCAAUUCUUAAAGCUAUGCACCAAGACAAAGCCAUAUCCAAGGAAGCUGGCUCAUAUGCCCGUUUCAUGAUCCCAAGUUUAUUUGCAUACGGUCUUCUUCAGUGCAUUCUCAAGUUCUUGCAAACCCAAAACAUUGUGUUCCCAAUGGUGCUAACCUCUGGAAUUGCAGCUUUGCUUCAUGUUCUUUUGUGUUGGGUUUUGGUUUUCAAAUCAAGGCUUGGAAGCAGAGGGGCAGCCUUAUCCAAUUCAAUAUCUUACUGGGUGAAUGUGAUCUUGAUUUCUAUUUAUGUGAAGUUCUCUUCUUCUUGCAAACAAUCAUGGACAGGAUUUUCAAGUAGGGCCUUGCACAACCUAUUUGACUUCCUUAAACUGGCUAUUCCUUCAGCUCUUAUGCUGUGCUUGAAAGUCUGGACAUUUGAAUUGAUGGUCCUCUUGUCUGGUCUUCUUCCUAACCCAGUGUUAGAAACUUCUGUGCUCUCAAUAUGCCUUAAUACAUUUGGUUUAGCAUGGAUGAUCCCUUUUGGAUUCAGUGCUGCUGUAAGCAUUAGAGUCUCCAAUGAACUAGGGGCUGGAAAUUCACAAGCUGCAAGUCUAGCAGUUGGGGUGGUGCUAUCCAUAGCCUUCAUUGAAGGGAUGCUUUUAGUUUCAACGAUGAUAGUACUGCGAAAUGUCUGGGGACAUGUUUAUAGUGAUGACAAACAAGUAAUCAGAUAUGUGUCAGUAAUGAUGCCAAUUUUGGCCAUUUCCAGCUUCCUAGAUGGGAUCCAAAGUGCACUUUCAGGAAUUCUUGCAGGAUGUGGAUGGCAGAAGAUUGGUGCCUAUGUGAAUCUUGGUUCAUUUUAUCUUGUGGGUGUUCCUUGUGCUGCUGUAUUAGCAUUUCUUCUACACAUGAAAGCCAAGGGGUUAUGGUUGGGAAUCAUUUCUGCAUUUAUUAUACAAGUUUCAUUUUACAUUAUCAUUACUUUUCGAACUAACUGGGAAGAAGAAGCAAGGAAAGCUCAAAGCAGAGUUGAACGCUCAACCAUGUCGCCAACUACUAGAGACAACAUGUUACCAAAUCAAAAAGUGGAACUAAUUCCUUAA
Abrus precatorius (Indian licorice) is the source of this 1428-nucleotide messenger RNA. Its product is annotated as protein DETOXIFICATION 16-like. NCBI's taxonomy places the organism in Eukaryota, Viridiplantae, Streptophyta, Magnoliopsida, Fabales, Fabaceae. The transcript has 8 exons. The record is from RefSeq and is a predicted model, not a curated record. Gene Ontology annotation, molecular function: antiporter activity; xenobiotic transmembrane transporter activity. Gene Ontology annotation, cellular component: membrane. Gene Ontology annotation, biological process: xenobiotic detoxification by transmembrane export across the plasma membrane. Bases 1 to 1428 code for a protein of 475 amino acids.